CCGGCUAGCCUGUAGUAGAGGUAAGAACGGUUAUCCAAUCGCCGAGGUUCAGAUACUUGCAGGUGCAUCGCAUAUCGACAGCUUCACCUGCUUCACAAUUUAGACCUUCACAGCUUCAACAACUUCUGCAAACAUACAAGACGACGUAUUAUACAACCCUUAAUACCAACGAUAUAAUUUAAUUCAAUACGCUUGAGGAUCUUCAAAUCUCUAUUGAUAUGCCCUCACGACCAAACAUAUUAUAAACACUUUACCACAAUGGCAACCGACACGGCGCCACCGCCCUCCAGUUCUCCAUCCUCCUCUCUCUCCUCAUCAGAACCGCCGACAUCAUCACCAUCCUCCCCCUACCCCUACGCCUUCGCCCCCGACAUAAUCCGCGCGCACCAAAAAGACGCCUACUUCCAAGGCCUUCUCACGAACCAAAUCGCCGACCUGCACCGACACCUCCUCGGCGCCCGUUCCGCCCACGCCUGGGCCCCCGAGUCCCGCACCCUCGCCGACCUCCUCUACCUCUCCCUCACAACCCUCCUCGGCAACCGCACCCUAGGCGAGGAGUACUGCGGCCUAGUCCAAGUCGAAUCCGAAACCGGCGCUCUCCCCGCGCUAAGCCGCCGCGCCCUCUACAUCGCCGGCAGCAUCCUCGCGCCCUACGGGCUAUCCCGUCUGCUCCCCAAGCUCCGCGCCCGGAUCCGCGCGCGCCUGCAGCAGAACCUAGGGCUCUCGUCGACAACGAGCCUCGACGAGAUCAACGCUAGCCUGAAAACCCGGCAGACCUGGUCCUACAAGCUGCAGGCGUACCUCCUCACGCACCUCCCCUCGCUAACCUCCGAGUCCCACGUCCACGCCGUCAGCCUCGCGCUGUUCUACUUCGGCGGGUCGUACUACGAGCUAGCGAAGCGGGUCGCGGGCCUGCGGUACGUGUUCACGCGCAAAGUGGGCGAGUCGUCCGACCGCGCCGGGUACGAGCUUUUAGGCGUGCUGCUGGCCGUGCAGAUGGCCGUGCAAGGAUACCUGCAUGUGCGGACUGCGUUUGCUUCUGCAUCUCCCUCUUCCUCCCCUGCCAGUUCUGAGCGCGCCAGGCCCGAUGGUAUCCUCGCUGUAUCGCUCGAUAGCAAUACCUACGCUUCUAAUAACGAGCUCCUCCUCGCAACGGCGGCCGGCUCUUCUCAGGGGACGACUCGCAUCGAUGUCUUGGCUGCGACGCACACGCCAGCACCGCCGGGAGGCACCGGCAACCCCCGAUACGACUUGUCUGACGAGAAGGGUAUGCGCUGGAUCAAGGGUACACAGCAGCGCAAAUGCACGUUAUGUCUCGAAGAGCUCAAAGAUCCGUCCGCCACACCGUGCGGUCACGUCUUCUGCUGGGCUUGCAUCGGCGACUGGGUCCGCGAGAAACCCGAGUGUCCGCUGUGCCGUCGCGAGGCGUUAGUCCAGCAUAUUCUACCACUACGGGCUGUUUGAUAUGACGUUUGCGUAUGUCUAAUAUGAAUAGGGGGCGAGGUUUUGUCAUAGCCGGGAAGGAAUAAUACACCAUAGCAUCGCGGUAUUUAUCAUAAUGAAAAACAAAAGACACAACGACGUUCAAAUAU
Daldinia loculata is the source of this 1592-nucleotide messenger RNA. Its product is annotated as Pex12 amino terminal region-domain-containing protein. The record is from RefSeq and is a predicted model, not a curated record. Gene Ontology annotation, cellular component: peroxisomal membrane. Bases 259 to 1464 code for a protein of 401 amino acids. Gene Ontology annotation, biological process: protein import into peroxisome matrix. Lineage: Eukaryota; Fungi; Ascomycota; Sordariomycetes; Xylariales; Hypoxylaceae. The transcript has a single exon. Gene Ontology annotation, molecular function: zinc ion binding.